This is a messenger RNA of Pomacea canaliculata, 3619 nucleotides long. RefSeq names its product probable C-mannosyltransferase DPY19L3. The transcript has 19 exons. Gene Ontology annotation, cellular component: nuclear inner membrane. The coding region runs from base 242 to 2407 and encodes 721 amino acids. The record is from RefSeq and is a predicted model, not a curated record. NCBI's taxonomy places the organism in Eukaryota, Metazoa, Mollusca, Gastropoda, Architaenioglossa, Ampullariidae. Gene Ontology annotation, molecular function: mannosyltransferase activity.
CAUUUCUGUGAUAUACAAUUUACACUGUUAAUUGAAAUUCCCUUUAAAACACAGGUUUCCAAACUAAGGGUCAGUAACUCUUGUGACGUGCGCGCUUUAACGCUUUGCAUGCCGCUUUCAAGUUGUGAGGGCCCUGAUUUAGGCAUGCCAACAUCAGGACACUAAAAUUUAGCAAACUUAUUAAAAGAAACUGCAGGAAGAAUUUAUCCUUGUAAUUGGACUUGGAUAAAAGGGCUCAAAAAUGGGUGUUAUCAGAAAAAGACGUGGAAAAACUAACUCCAAAGUAACAGUACCAGAACCAGCAUCUGUCAAUAAUUAUGGAAGGGAAGCAGAAGCAGACAGAUCAUUUUACACCUGGAUAAAUAUAGUGGUUGGUUUAAUUGCCAUGACAGCAUGUGGAUACAUUCAUGCCUUGUUCAUGUAUACACUGCAUGAAAACAACAUGUGGUUUACAAAUAUCCAGGAAGUGGAGCGGGAGAUUUCAUUCAGGACUGAAUCAGGGUUAUAUUAUUCUUACUACAAACAGCUGGUAAAGGCGCCAUCAUUAUGGCAAGGGAUCCAAGAGUUGACACAAGACCGCCUGACCGAGCACCCUGAUGUCAUUAAUGUGUUGGCUCGUAUGAAUGUUUACCAAGAGGUAGUGCUGGCCGCUUUGUACAGAACUUUGCCUAUAAAGGAGGAUGCUAUACUGUUCUACAUUAAAGCCAUCUUUGCACUGCAUGGCUUGCUGGUAGCGGCACUGUUUGUUAUGACUUGGCUCAUGUCUCGUAGCUGGUUUGCAGGCAUUCUCACAGCUGCAUUCUACAGCCUUAACAGGUUGGAUACAACACGUGUAAGCAGUGUUAUUCCACUAAGAGAGAGUUUUGCUUUGCCUUUCUUGUGGGUUCAAGUGGCAGCUCUCACAUAUUACUUCAAACCGCAGGCUUCAGGGUGGCCCUUGCGUAUCAGUGUUGGGAUAAUCGGUGGAUCCACCUUCCUCUUUUGCCUGUGCUGGCAGUUUAACCAGUUCAUCCUCUUGCUGCAGGCACUGGCACUUGUGGCUGCUUUUCUGACUCAUCUUCUGCCACAACAUAAAGUAAUGAUGGUGCUAGGUAUACAGAUGGUAUCUCUCUUGGCUGUGUGCUUGCUUCAGUUUGUCAACACCAUGAUCCUUGGCUCCCUAGCCCUAUCUUUCAUAGUCGCUUCGUUUAUUAUUAUUUUGCGCAAGGGGCCAAAACAGCCCAGUGGGCACUGGCUGUGGCAAGGAGUAGUCACAGUGGUGAAUGGAGUUUUGAUACUUCUGCUCAUGCUGCUCAUCAAUACAGCCAUAAAGUAUAUGAUUCAAGUGGAAGCUGAUGAACACAUCUUCAAGUUCCUGCAGAACAAGUUUGGCUUUGGGAAUGCAAGAGAUUUUGACUCUCGGCUGUACCUGUGUCUUGGCAUUUUUGGUUUCUUGACACCUGAUGUUCUGGAAAGGCUCACCAAAGGGCUGGUAUUCAUAUUCUAUCUGGAGGCACAUGUGGGACUACUUCUGCUAACAUUUAUUGCUAUACUUCAAAAGUGGAAUCACAGUGCCAGGAGAGUAUCCUUCAGUGCUGGAGAUUCUGGCCCUACAGCAAACACCAACAAUACGCCUAGUACCAGACCAACUACCCGUGUUUUAGAGGAUAGACCAGAACUGGCAUUCCAUGCUUUGCAGUGCCUGCUGUUUGGAGGUUUGGCUGUCACCAUGCUUCGAAUGAAGUACUUGUGGACACCUUAUAUGUGUGUGCUGGGGUCGCUUGUUGUGGCUGAUUCGUCUCUUUGGAUGGCCAUCUUGAAGCUGUUCAAGAAAGACAGUUAUUUCCUGGUGGAGGUUAUACGACAUGUUGCUGUGGUGACAGUCUUGGCUGUUUUGUUAGCCAUGACAUUAGGACCAGUGAUGCGUGAAUUGGAGGAGCUCAGGGAGUUUUGGGAUCCAGAUACUGUGGACUUGAUGAAGUGGAUCAAGAGCAGUACUCCACUCACGGCAUCCUUCACAGGCUCAAUGCAGUUGAUGGCAGGUGUAAAACUCUGCACAGACCGUCCAAUCACCAACCACCCACAUUAUGAGGACAAAGCUUUGCGAAAUAAAACCAAACAGCUGUAUCAGAUAUAUGGACGUCGAACUCCAGAAGAUGUCCACAGCAUCUUGAAGCGUUUUAACAGCAGCUACAUUAUUCUAGAGGAUUCCAUUUGUCUUGCUCGGCCAAAGGACAACUGUCGUACAACUGACAUUGUGGACCUGGAUAAUGGCAUAGUGCCUGAUGACAGCAAGGAGGAAGAGGGCCUAGUGAGGAGUACGGUCCCUCGUUUUUGUGACCAGGUGCGUCACCUAGACGCUACAUAUGCCAGAUAUUUCAAACAAGUGUUUGUCAACAAGACUUUCCGUGUCUACCAAGUUCUUUAGUUUUCAAUGUAAGGUUUUCAAUGUGUGAGGGGAGGCGGAAGGUGGGGGCCUGGUCUGGUGAAUGGGUUUUAGGUGAAAGCAUGUCAUAUCUUCCUGUGUCCAUGCUUCUGUGCAUGUAGCAAAAGCAAGCACAGCAGGCUAUCAGACUUUCAUUUGAUCAUUUUUCAUCACAGACCAUGAUGCACUUUACUUGCACCUUCGUUUUGGCUUUAUAAAGUGUAGAAGACCAAAUGCUGUGUGUGGAAAAUCCAUUUGCAGUUUAUAUUGUCAGUCUAGUUCUGCUGGCUUUUGAAAGGCACAAUGUGUUUAUGUGAUGGGAUACAUGUUAUGCACUGAUACAUUGUAUAAUGAUCAACCUCUUCAUACUUACUUUUGGGUGUUAUUUUACCUUUACAGGUGUACUUUUUGAUGCAAGAUUGAAUUUUUUUAAAAGCUUAAAUAUACAUGUAACACAAGCCUGGGAGACAUGAAGUCGUGGUCUUUAAAACUGGCAAUGUACACUGACCAUCUGCUUGUCAAAGUGGAUGGAAGAGUAGGACUAUUUAUGAACAAAAUCUCAAGAUUUGUCAACCCAGUCACAAAUUGUGGCAAUGGAAGACAUUCAUUUUUACACCAAAGAUCUGUUUGUGUAAAUGUUUUCAUUACUGAAUCCUGUAAUAGGUUGUGUCUUCACAAGAUUUUGGGUAAAUGCACCAGCUGCAGGUUGUUCAGAGCACCUCACUGUUAAUAUCCUUCCAUGACAUUUUUUUUUAAAAUCAGCACGGGAUAUAUACCAGAGGUGGGCACCUUAACUUCCAACAUUUUUUUCAAACUGCAAAUUUCAGCUCAUUUACAUAUUUCGUAUUUUAUGUGUAUUUGGUGCUAAUUAUAUGAUUAACAAAUCUGAAAGGGAUUUUAAGAACAUAUCGCACAGAAAACAUUUUUAAUUCUUCCCAUCCCCUUUAUCCAACACACAAUGUUAUGUAUUUUUGUGCUGUUUCGCAUUCUAAUAAAAGAAGUGUAUAUGUUGGAUGCUUUGUGCUUGUGCUGGUUUAAAAUUAUUUUGCUACAAUCUUUUGUGCUUUUGCAAUGUGCAAUAAUUUUGUAUGGCUUAUUAUUAUGACACACAUGCUAUGUUUGGUAAGCUAUGUUGAUGUUUUCAAACAAAGGAAAGUUUUGGUAUUGCUUAGUGUGUUACAGUGAAGACAAACACAAAAUUAAAAAAAAAAAAAG